Molecule: messenger RNA, 9075 nt
Organism: Onychostoma macrolepis
Lineage: Eukaryota; Metazoa; Chordata; Actinopteri; Cypriniformes; Cyprinidae
Gene: cdk5rap2
Product: CDK5 regulatory subunit associated protein 2
Cellular component (GO): microtubule organizing center
Source: RefSeq, a predicted model, not a curated record
UCUACAGUGGAAUUUCGAGAACCGCCCAACUCCUUAAGUUUUGCGCGUGCUCGCACGGUGAUGUCACGGAUUUUAAAAUGGCGGUUCCAACGUCUGCUUUGAAAUUACAUUCAUAAUCUACCGCUCACAGUUCAAAAAUAAUAAAACGGGUAUCAUGUUUUGAGAGAAAUAGUGUUCACAGGUAAAACAAAACACUCUUAUUUCGAUCCAGAAUGGAUUCUGUGGUCGGAGAGGAUCAAACGCUGCCGUUUGACAUCAAUCUGAGUAUUUCCAGGCUGCCAGAGUCUCUGAACAGCGGCAACUUCAGCAUGGACAGCAUGACAGCGCCUCUGUUUCCAGGGCAGAGGAUGUCUCCAGCCAAAGCUCUGACCAUGAAAGAUUAUGAGAACCAAAUCACAGCUCUGAAGAAGGAAAACUUCAACCUGAAGCUCAGGAUCUAUUUUCUGGAAGAACGUGUGCAGCAGAAAUGUGACGACUCCACUGAGGACAUUUACAAAACGAACAUUGAGCUGAAGGUGGAGGUGGAGUCAAUGAAACGAGACCUGGCUGAGAAACAAGAACUGCUUGUGUCCGCAUCGAAAGCUUUAGAGAGUUUAGCGAGUCGAGGUGUUGAUGAUGGCAGAGAGAAAAUGCAGAGAGAAAUGGACUCACUCAGAGAAGCUUUCAGCAUUCGGAUUCAAGAACUCGAGGAGUCUCUGCAAGCUGCCCAAGAGGAGCUGGAAAGCAUGGCCUCCAUUGCUGAACAGGAGAAGCUGAAGAAUCUUGGAUUGGAGAAAGAGCUGCAAGCUGCCAAACAAUCAGGACCCUCAGCUGAUUCAGGCUCCACCCCCGAACGGGUCAGAGAGCUCCAGCAGACCCUUCAGGAAAAGGAGAGUGCUAUUGAGCAGCUGCAGGUGUCACUCAAGAAUCAAGAUGCCAUGAUUGGAGAGCUUCGGAGCAAUGACCCAAAACAGCCAAUGGCAGAGCAGAUGGCACAGCUGAAAUCCCUUAUUGGCCAAAAAGACAGUCAGCUACAGGCUCUUAGGGAAGAGCUAGACCGUGGGAAAGAAAAUGCAGAAAGAGACAAAGAGGUGUUUGUUGAAAGGCAGAAUGAAUUGAGAAGAUUGGAGCAGAAAACCAGACAGCUGACUGAAGAACUGAGCACGGCCAAGAGCAGCAACCAGACCCUCAAACACACACUAGAAGAAACAGAGAGAGAAAAGAAGACUCUUUCUGAUGAGCUGCAGGAGAGAGAAAUUGACCUGGCUGCAGAGAAGAAGAACUCUCUGAAACGAGACAAAACCAUCCAGGGCCUCAGUCUGGUUCUCAAAGAGAAAGAGAAAGAGAUAGAGGAUCUAGCUGGUGAUCUUGAGGAGAAAGAUCAGGCUUUGGCUAAGGCUCGAGAGGCCCUUCAUAAAGCCAAACUACAGAAAUAUCAGGGGGCUGAAGACCAGCAGUCUUUACUCCUGGAGCAGCAGGCUGAAUUGUCGCGGCUCCAGGCGGAGGCUCACUCCUCACUGCUAGAAGCCAAGAGGCUGCAGCGUGUGCUCGGCAGCAGAGAUUCAGAACUGUCCCUUCUUCAGCAGGCCAAACUAGAACUGGAACAAGAGCUGGAGCAACUACAGCAACAGAAGAAGAAGGGAGACAAGACCAUUAACGAUCUUCAGAACCAUUUAAAGAAGGUAAAUGGCGCUCUUGCUGACAGAGAGAACGCUCUAGAACAGCAGCGUCUAGAACAGCAAGAACAAAACCGUGCUGCUGAACAAAAACUACAGAACACCAUAGAACGACUCACAGCUAGCCUGAAUCAUAAGGACCAGCAGCUGCAGGACUAUAUGAACAUGGUUAAAGAUCUGGAGAAGAACAGAACUCAAGAGGAAGGUGAUCCCAUGGUGGGUAAACUGAGAGCACGACUGAAGGAGAAAGAGAAAGCACUUGAGAAAGCUUUGGAUGAGAAGUUUGCAGCCGUGGAGGAGAAAGAAAAUGAGAUUCAUUUGCUGCAACUGAGCUUGAGAGAGAAAGAAAGAGACGUGGAACGUCUUAACAACCUGCUCUCACACAACGAGGAGACUAUCAAUAGUUUUGAUGCUCUCAUAAAGGAAAGGGAUCUUGAGCUGCAGCAGCUGUUGAACUCGCUGAAGAAUCUUCAGAGGUGUAAAGACGAGACUGAGCAGAACCUUCAGAGGGCUCUGAGAGAGAAGGACGCAAUUAUACAGCACUUACAGCAAGCACUGGACAACAAGACGAGAGACCUGGAGGAGAUGGCCAAUGGGGUUCUGAACCAAUCAGAGUCUCAGGGUCGUGACCUCGCAGAGCAGAUGAGUCAGAGGUUAAAGGUCACAGAGGUGAUGCUGUCAGAAGCAGUGAAGCACAGAGAGAGGCUAGUGACCGAGAACCAAACUGCUGUAGAAAAUCUGCUGGCCACAAUCAGCAGCAAAGACCAGCUUCUGAAGGAGAGUGCGGAGCGUCACGUACAGGCUCUGAAUGAUCGUGCAGGAGAAUUGCAGGAUCUUCGUAAGGAGCUGGCAGACACACAGCAGCAGCUCAGAAACGCACAGAGACUGAAUGCUACAGCAACACAGGAGACCGCUGAACUCCGUGCAAUGUUGGCGGAAAAGGAUGCCCUCAUCAAUAAGCUGCUAGACCGUGGACAGGAGAAAGAUCGCAUCCUGUUGGAAAUGAAGACAAGUGAAGUUCUUCCUCCUCAGGUGCUGGAGCUCAGACAGACCAUUGAGGUGCUGCAGGAGAAACUUGAGGAGAGAGAAGCUGAACUAAGCAGGCAAAACAGUGAGGAAACUCUGGAUAUAACAACAGUCAGUAAGAAAUCAGCGGUGGUUUUGAAGAAAGAGCUCACACAGAAAACAGAAGCUCUGAACGCUGCUCUGAAGAGAGAGAACCAGCUCAAGAUUUCUCUGGCAGAGCUUCAGUCAGCAGUUUCAGAACUAGAGACACGAUUAGAGGGACAGACAGCCAGUAUCGAGUCCCUUACAUCAACACUCAACACUAAAGAAGAAAUCAUUACUGAGCUGCACCAGCAUUUGUCUCAAAGAGGGGAAAGUCGACUUCCUCUGACCUGGGAUCAAGCGUCUCAGCCGGGUGAAAGUGAAUGCAGCAUUUCCUCCCUCCCUCAGAGAGAAAGAACCAUUAUUGGAGGAGAUCGCCAACAACAGGAUGUUGCAUCUCUGUCUGAUCUGCUGACUGAGCAGACAGAGUUAAACUGCGCUCUGAGAGCUGAGCAGCAUCUCUACUCUGACCUCAUCAGAGCCGUCAAAGAGCGUGACAGUGUUGAGAGGCUGCAGGCACUGCAGCUGGAGCUCACAGCUGUAUCACUCCUCAGACAGCAGCUUGAAAGUGGAGUCCAGAUGAACACAGAGCUGAGAGAUCAGCUACAGAAAGAGAUCCAGAGAACCAAACAGAGAGAAGGUUCAAACCCUUCAGAGUUAGAGAGCAUGCGUGAUGCACUAGAGGAAGCCCAACGCUGGAACGCCUCUCUGCAAGCCAGACUGGGACAGAUCCAGAACCGGGGAGGAGGGGUUGGACAAGCGAACGAUUCUAUGGACACACUGAGUUUGAUUGGUGAUCAGACGUCCUAUAUGAGUAUAUGUGUUGGCGAAGGGCCAGAGGAGGAGCUCCAGCACCUGACCAUUGAACAGCUCAGAAUGAAGGUUUUAGAGCUUCAGGCAGUCAAUGCCGAACUGCAGAAGAAGCUGCUUCUGAUGGAGAAAGACAUUGUGGGUAAAGAUCCAGUAGACUCUCAGAAAGAACCAGACCUAAUCAACCUCUCAACUCCAAUCAAGCAAACACCGAUACAGCAGAAACCAACUUCUGAAGAUGAUGUGACACUAAUGCCUCCAAACAUGAAGGAGAGAUGUGAUGAGGGAGAUCGCUCUCCAGAGGAUGUCGGUGAGAGUAAUCAACCAUCACAGACUCAAAGACAGCAAAAUGGCGUACAGCUCACAUCCAGAUUCCUUAGGGAUGAAUCAGAAAAAGCAGAACUCCGAUCACUUCUCUCAGAUUGUGGAGCGGAGUCAGUCUCUCAACUCCGGGAGCAAGUGGCCAAACUCCGCUUGGAAGCAUCUGAACUCCGUGGAUUUUUGAAGGAGGAAAAUGCCACUGAGUCCAAAGAAAGCGCAGAGAGUUCUGGAGAAAGCGACAGCCAUGGAGACUUGCACCAAACCGUGAAGGUGCUCCGCUCAGAAGCCAGAAGUCACCGAAAGAUAAUUCGACUGCUAAAAGAGCAGCUGCAGCGGAACUCUGUCUCAGAUGCUAGAAGUCAGCUUGACCUUAAGAUGAUGGCCAGCAAUAUGGAACAACUGCAGACAAACCAUGACGAUCUGCAGAGACACACCAGCACACUGGAGAAAGAGAACAAACCAAGAGAAAGGAAAGAAAUGGAGGAGAGAUAUGAGAGAAGGCGGCAGGGUCAAAGCACCAAAUCCACCAAGAAUCAGAAGCAGCACAUGGCCAGACAUGCAGCAUAUGUAAAGUCUCGGCUACCAGUACCUGUGAGGCCCAGUAAGAGUUCUGGGCAGAGUUCAGAAGAUCUGAGUGAUCUGAAUUCAGGCCACGUUCACCCCAGAAACAAAGACUACCUGACUGGGGCAGAAGAGUCUGAUUACAGCACGGACAGCAAGAUGUCUUCGAGAUCAGCUCAGCACGGACACCUCGAAUUAGACCAUGUUAAAGAUGCUAGGCUGAGUCCAACUGCUGGAACAAAACCAGACACUAACAUCAAUCAGAAUCUGGAAUCCGAGCUAAUGGCGCAAUUAGAGUUGCUGAAUCAAGAAUGCCAAGAGAAGGAGGAGCUAAUCUCCCGCCUGAGGGAACAGGUUCAGGAAUGGGACGAGCUACAGGCAGAGCUACAGGAGAAGGACAAGCUUAACCGAGAGUACCUGGAAGCCCUACAAGCGGCAGAGUCUACUAUUGCGUACCUCACCGCAUGCAGCUUGGACUCGGAGUGUGGAAUCGGUCAAACAGGAGAUGUAACAUUGCAGCAACGUUGUGCAGAUCUUCAGAAGGCUGUUGAGGAGAAAGACCGACUCAACGCUCAGCUCUUGGACUGCUUGAACUCUGCGGAAUCCGCCAUUGCAUUGCUCAGAAAUGUAGACACUGCAAGCAGCCAAAUGAAUCUUGGACAAGAAGACCCAAAAGCACUUUGUGAGAGGCUCGAGGACUUGAUUGGACAAAUCAGAAUUUCUCAGCAAAGUGAUGGCAGGUCAAAAGACUGUCACAGCCCAGAGAUUGGUCCAACACUAGGACCUGAUUCUGAGUUACAGCGGCAGGUGGACUCACUGCAGGAGUCAAUGUUGCAGCAGUGCAAGAUGAAUGCAGAGCUGCAGGAGAAGCUCUGGACUUCAGAAGCAGCUGUUAAAAAGUUAAGUGCAGCUGUCAGUGCCAAGUGCAAUGACACACCCAGAGGUCUGGAGGGGAAUUACACUCCCAGACCAGAAGGAACAGUCCUCUCAUUGCAACAGCAACAGUUGACGGACUGUCUAUCUGAGUGCAUAAGAGCUGCUGAAGGCACGGUCAAGUCUCUAGCAGACGCUUUCAAACCAAACAAGUCUCAUGAGGAGAUCUUGUCCAGUCCAGAGUUAAAGAAAUGGCUGGAAAGGCUGCAGCGUGCUCUGCUGGAGAGAGAGUCUCUGGAGGACCCAGUCUGCACUGAGAAGCACCAACAAAAGACAAGCACGCCCAUUCAGAACCCCGAGAGUUCUAAACCAGAACGGCAACAGAACGUUCGGGAGCCUGUGACCUCACGCCAGAAUCUUCAUAAGAACCUCUUGAUGCUUCUUCAGAUUUAUACUGAGCGUGCUCAGAAAAUGAGAAAACUUGAGGAAGCUGUUAGUGGGCAUGGCCAAAGUGGAGGAGGUGGAGAUGCACCUGGAAAUGAAACUCUGGAGAGGAACACCCAAAUCGAAAGUUUGCAGAAGGCCCUGAAGGAGAAGCAGAGGUCAUGUCGGAAAUUAGAGGAGAAACUGGCGAUCGCUCAGUCUGUCAUCGCUGUGCAUGGCUCAAACAAGGAGAAACAGUCUGAUCAGAGCAAAGCACCCCCUAGUGAACGGGAUGAUAAAGGGGUGCAAGUGGAGGCGCAGGACCUCGGGUAUGAAACGAGUGGAAGGAGUGAGACGGAGGUGGAGGGCAGUAGCACAGAUGUGGACGGUGUUUUGCGGUUGGUUCCCACUCUGUCUCCUGUCCUCACGGGUAAUCAGGACCGAUUUUCACCUGACACUACCGCAUCCAGCCCCUCGUACCCCAGCUCUCCUGGCCUGAGCUCCCCUCGACCCUCCGACCCUCACGCCGACCCCACCCUGCACAUCCAGCAGCUCAGGUCACAGAUCGAAGGACAGCACAAAGUCAUCCAGAACCUCCAGAAGCAGCUGCGUAAGAAGUCUUUAUCGUCUGAGCUCCUGAGUGUGACCUCUGACCCCACAGCAGGUGAAGAAGAGGAGGAAACGAAGAUGAUGAAGGCUCAAAUCGCCCAGCUUAGCACUGAGCUAGAAAGAGAGAGAACCUUGAACAGAAGCAGCCAAGCAGGCUCUCCCUCCAGGAUUGAGUCUCUGGUCCAGUCUCAGGCCCGGGAGUUGUGUGAGCUGCGGGAACAGAUCCGUGUGUCUCGUGGUUUGGGUGUGGAACAGCGUAAACAGCUGCUGGAGCUCAGAAGAGCCCUAGAGGAGUUACUUCAGCCUGAUAGCAUGCACUCUGCUCAGGGAACCCAGCUCAGAGAGCAGCUGGAUCACAGUCUGAGCAUGCUGGAGAAACUGGAGCAGGUUUCUACAAGAGGGUCUGGUAUGGAUAAUGAAGAAGAAGCGGAGUCAGAGAUGAAGCUCAGACUCUCUGCAGAGCUACAGGAGAAAGACCGGCUCAUUCAUUCUCUGCAACAUCAACUGCGAAUGCAAGUUCCCAGAAUGCACCAGUAUUCAGACUCCGAGAUGAGUUAUAGGCUGUCCAACGAUGGCACCACCUCCUUCCACGACAGCCCUCCUGCUGUCCGCAAACAGACCCCCAACAGACUUCACACAGGGCUGAAGGCAACCAAUGGCGAUGCAUUUUCAAAUACUGUGCUGGUUUCUGAGGGUGUGGCUGUUGAAGGGGGCGUGGACGAUGAUGGAGAGGGGAGUGUCCAAAUGCUACAGCAGGAGAAUGGCCAUCUGCAGGAGCAGCUGAGAAGCAGCGAGGAACUGAACGCUACACUUCGCAGUGAACUGGACCUCACUCGAUCUAUCCUGAAGCACAACCCACAGACCGAAGACAAGCAGCCAGAGCAGCAGAACACGUCAGCGAGCAAGACCAUCAACUCAGAUCUGUUAGCAGAACACCUGCAGGAGAUCCGUGCGUUGCGUCUGCGUCUUGAAGAGACGAUUAGAACCAACGAGAGACUCCGAGAACAGUUAGAAAGAAAGUUACAGGAAGCUGAAAAAGACUCAGCCACUAACAUCUUCAUCGCUGGUUCUGAGGACCAGGCUCACAUCAACAGUGAACUUCACUUCCUCCUUGCCCAAAACCACACACUUAAAGAGCAGCUCAACCAAGGAGCACGAGAUAAACAGAAGGAGAACGACCACCUGAGGGAGACUUUGGCCCGACGAACCGCUAAACUAGAGCUGAGCAGAAAAGAGUGUGAAACACUGAAACAGGAGAAAAUGCAACUACAGGACAACCUGUACAGAUUGCAGUGUGAGAACAGUCAUCAGAGGCAGCAGUUGUGUGAUACCCAGCAGCUCUUGCAGUCUGUGCGUGUGGAGCUGCAGGUGAAUGAGCACAUGAAGAACUCCACACACACUCACACAGGUGAGGGCCGUGGCUCUGGAUCUGAGAGCGGUUCAGCAGCGGAUCUGAGCGAGCUGUUGGCUGAGAUCAGACAGCUGCGUGUUCAGCUGGAGAGAAGCAUCCAGAUCAACACCACACUGAGACAGAGACUGGAACAACAGCUGCUGACCCGAACCGACCCCAGAUCAACCAUCAACAUCAACUACCUGCUGACCAAAACAGAUGAAGCUGGUAAAUCAGAUGUUCUUCACUUGCAUACAGAUGUGUCCAAUGCUGCACAUGACAGCGGUAGCUCAGCGGACUCUGGUUCCCACGCUCCGUCCCGGCUGGUCCCGGGUCACCGGCUGUGGGCGGACAGACGCGGGCGUCACGUUCUGGGUCUGAUCGAGGACUAUAACGCCCUGCGCAAACAGAUCACUGAAGCCAAGAGACUCACUGCAGAUCUGGACACACAGAUCCACGACUGCGGCCGGGCUGUGGAUCAGCUGAAGAGCGUCUCUGGCAGUGUGAACACCAUGCAGCAGGUUCUGGAGGAGGCCGCUCGACUUCUCAAACUGCUCUGGAGAGUCUCACUACCCUCAGGAGACGCCACAUACACUCAACAGGAGGAGCUGCUGAAGAGUGAGAUCAGUCGUCUGAAGAUUCGUCUGUCUCAGCAGGAGCGGAUGCUGAGUGGAGCUGUCAAACGCCUCCGAUCCACCAACCAGCUGAAAGAGGGCAUGGAGCGCGUCAUCAUCGACCAGCUGUCUCUGACUCACGGCGUGCUGAAGAGAGCCAGAGGAAACCUGGAGUCUAACUAUCUGAAUGUUUUUGGGCUGAAGGGUCUGCAGGUGGAAGGACGUCCCACUGAAUGGCCAGUGACCAAUCAGCAGUUGGGGGGCGUGGCCUGUCCUCAGCAGCAUUCAGGCAGAGGCUCAGUCUGCAGUGAAAACUCCUCCCACUGCAGCUGUUAGAAACUUCUCACUGACUCCAGAUCAGGACUGUUGAAUCCUAACACCAUGGUUUUCUCACUCUUUUAUUUUGCAUUCUUAAUUUAUUACUCUCUUUUUGAGGUACGCUGAUGCCGUUCAGAAGUAUUUGCACAUAUACAGCGAGCAUUUAACCGUGUAAAAGGGAAUGUUUUUUAAUAGCGGAAGAGAUUUUCUCCUGUAAAUACUUUGAGCUUUAGUUUUAUACUGGUUUUAGACAGUCUUGUGUUCACUGCCGGUCUCCUGUGAUGCUGUAUUAUCCUGCUUAAGAUCUAAUAUUUUCAUGUAAAUGAGUGGUACAUGUACAUUAAAUGAGCUCAUGGUUUAAUGUAGCAGACUGUGUUUAAAAUAAAUGUAUAAA